AUGAUUUCCUCACAUCUCACGAAGAUCAUCAUUCUCUUCACCCUGCUUGCUUUCACACCCAUGACUGUUAUUGGAUCUUCCGACCCUGAAAAAAUUCCCACGGGAGUUUCUGUCUACUCUACUGGUAUCACGACAAUCCUCGUCUUCGAGAGACCUAGCAGCUUCUUCAAAGAUAAAAGUGCACAACUUGCUACGUACACAACAUCCACCCAAAUUGCAGGUUCAACAUAUACUGGAAUCUUCGCCGGAUGUUGUUUCUUGCUCUCAACUGAAGCAGGCACCUGCCAAGACAAUCCCUCAUGUCGUCCGGCAUAUGUUACAAAGACAGUGUCUCAUUACAUGAAAUCUGGUGGACCAGAAACACCCUCAAAGACAGGUUUUCCAUCGUUUGUUAUGAAUCCGACCAAAAAUCCGGCUCCUGGCUCGAGUUCGGGUAACGGAAUGGUACAUGCGAAUUUGCUGCUGACGGUUUUGCUCUCUGUUUUAGGAGUUUUGAAUGGAAUGGGAGUUUUAUUUUGUGAUUAG
Molecule: messenger RNA, 525 nt
Organism: Botrytis deweyae
Lineage: Eukaryota; Fungi; Ascomycota; Leotiomycetes; Helotiales; Sclerotiniaceae
Exons: 2
Coding region: 1-525 (174 amino acids)
Source: RefSeq, a predicted model, not a curated record